AUGUGGACGGCUGCGCAACAGCGAAGAGAAAACGAGAAAACAUCCUUUGAAGAUGCGCAGGAACGUGCAAAGGAACGUGCAAAGGAACGUGCAAAGGAACGUCUCGUCGGGUUCGCCAUGAGCGAGGGCACGAACUUUUUCCUUUCUCACACUGCCAUGUGCGUUACCGUUACGCGUCCAGUCUGUCUCGAUCCGGCACAGACACCUGAACCUGAGGGCCAGGCCAGCUGGGGCUCCAUCGAAGUUAUCCUGAUCCAUAAGGACGCACGGGGAAAGGGUCCGGAGCUGGGUCCGGGUCGGCGAGGCGAGAAAAGAGGCGAGGAAAUCGUCAAAGGAUCCCAGGGCCAGCUACCCCCGGCCGCCGCCGUCGUGCCACCACCUACACUCAACUUGAAACCGAAAAUCUCCUAUUCUGAGCUAUCGUGGAUCGUGGAACCCCUCGCUACUCUCUCUUCUCUCUGUCAAGCUCACCUCCUGAUCUGUGCCUCUAUCUCCUCUUCCUCCUUCGUGCCACCUGUUCGAAACUGCGAUUCAAGCGACCAGGCUCAAGGGCCACACGGUACACCAACGGGAUGCGCGUGA
Colletotrichum paranaense is the source of this 582-nucleotide messenger RNA. RefSeq lists its product as uncharacterized. The transcript is spliced from 4 exons. Lineage: Eukaryota; Fungi; Ascomycota; Sordariomycetes; Glomerellales; Glomerellaceae. The record is from RefSeq and is a predicted model, not a curated record. Bases 1 to 582 code for a protein of 193 amino acids.